AUGUCUAGGAAGCAAAACACAAGAGAUCCAUCUGGCUUUGUUUUUGACGUGCAGUCCAACACUGUGCUGGCCCAGGGAGGCACCUUUGAAAACAUGAAGGAGAAGAUCAGCGCGGUGAGAGCCAUCGUCCCCAACAGGAGCAACAACGAGAUCGUGCUCGUGCUGCAGCACUUUGACAACUGCGUGGACAGGACGGUGCAAGCCUUCAUGGAAGGCAACGCCAGCGAAGUACUGAAGGAAUGGACUGUAACAGGCAAGAAAAAGAACAAGAAGAAGAAACCCAAACCCAAGCCACAGGCAGAGCCCAGCAGCAGCCUUCCGGAGCCCGGGAAACCAUCGUCCAGCGGGGAGGAGGUGCCGGGAAGCGCCGGGAAGGGCGGGAUGAACGGAUUCCAUGUUAACGGCUGCACCCACGACACUGAAUCCGUGGAUUCGCUCAGUGAAGGGCUGGAUGCGCUCUCCAUCGACGCCAGGGAGCUGGAGGAGUGUGAGUGCGCAGCGGGGCCCCAGCGAGCAGCAGUGCCUGAACUAGAGAAUGGGAUAGCAGACUUUGACACACAAUCGCUCACCCUGCAUCCUUCCCAGAGCCCUUCGUCCCUCAGACAGCGGCCCGAGCACAGGAGCACGGGCAGGUCUCUGUCCAGGUCAGCACUGAGCCACUCCACUCCUGCCUCCCUGUCUGCAACGCGCCUCGAGGACGUGCCUGUGUCUCCUGCCAACAGGAAGCUGGGUUCUAACAUUGAGAAGUCAGUGAAGGAUCUCCAGCGCUGCACCGUGUCGCUGGCGCGGUACCGGGUGGUAGUCAAGGAGGAGAUGGAUGCUUCCAUCAAGAAGAUGAAGCAGGUCUUUGCUGAGCUGCAGAGCAGCCUCAUGGAUCGGGAGGUGGCGUUGCUGGCCGAGAUGGACAAAGUGAAAGCAGAAGCAAUGGAGAUCCUGGGCAGCAGGCAGAGGAGGGGAGAGGCACUGAAGAGGAUGACGGACGUGGCCGUGCGGAUGUCUGAGGAGCAGCUGGUGGAGCUCCGAGCUGACAUCAAACACUUUGUGAGCGAGCGCAAGUAUGACGAGGACCUGGGCCGGGUGGCGCGGUUCUCCUGCGACCUUGACACGCUCAAGAGGAGCAUCGCUGCCUUCGGCCAGG
Molecule: messenger RNA, 1138 nt
Organism: Nestor notabilis (Kea)
Lineage: Eukaryota; Metazoa; Chordata; Aves; Psittaciformes; Psittacidae
Gene: SPATS2
Product: spermatogenesis associated, serine-rich 2
Exons: 11
Cellular component (GO): cytoplasm
Molecular function (GO): protein binding
Source: RefSeq, a predicted model, not a curated record